This is a messenger RNA of Aspergillus mulundensis, 882 nucleotides long. Its product is annotated as transcription factor TFIIE subunit TFA2. The transcript has a single exon. Lineage: Eukaryota; Fungi; Ascomycota; Eurotiomycetes; Eurotiales; Aspergillaceae. Gene Ontology annotation, cellular component: transcription factor TFIIE complex. The coding region runs from base 1 to 882 and encodes 293 amino acids. Gene Ontology annotation, biological process: transcription initiation at RNA polymerase II promoter. The record is from RefSeq and is a predicted model, not a curated record.
AUGGCGCACCUUCAGCAGCAGCUCAAAAACUUCAACGCGGGUGUCAUGGACUAUGCAAAGUCCAUGCCGGCCCAGCGACGAUUCGUUCACAAUCCCUCCACAACCACUUCCCAAGCCCCGUCCGCAAGUUCGACUCCCGCCCCUGGCGGUAAUAUUGAUCAGAAGAAAAAGCGCCACGAUGCGGACAUCGUCUAUUCCCAGCCUGCCAAUACCGGCACGGGCAAAGAUAUCAUGACGCAGGUCGUCUUUGCUAUCGAGCACAUGAAGAACAAGGGUGUUCCGCUUACGUUUGUCGAUAUCGUCUCCUACCUUUCGCUGCAGCAUCGGGCAAAUGAUCAGGGAUAUAUUCAGGCACUGCGGAGUAUCCUUCAAAUGCACGAAAAGGUGCAAUUCGAUCCCAGCGGAGCGAAUGGAGAGGGCACAUUCAGCUUCCGUCCGCCGCACAAUAUCCGAAAUGCUGAGCAGCUACUCCAGAAAUUGCAGGCACAAUCUACGGGAGUUGGAAUGAGCGUUCGAGAACUCCGAGAGGGCUGGCCGAAUGUCGAGGACGCGAUCAACCAGUUGGAGAAGGAGGGCAAGCUGCUCGUGACGCGGAACAAAAAGGAUGACCACGCAAAGAUGGUGUGGGCCAACGAUCCUUCGCUUAUUCAACACUUCGACGACGAGUUCAAGCAGAUCUGGGAGAAGAUCAAGAUUCCCGAACAGCAGGUCGUCAAGGAGGAACUGGAGAAAGCUGGUAUCACUCCGACCAACAAGAAUAAGGUCAUCAAACCGCGGCCCAAGGUUGAGCACAAGAAGGUGAAGAAGCCUCGUCGCAGCGGCAAGACUACAAACACUCACAUGAUGGGCGUCCUGCGCGACUACUCGCACCUCAAGCGGUAG